AUGCCUAUCCCCUCCCAAUACCCUGAGAUCCCCCUCCCCGAAAUAGACAUCAACACGUUUCUGUUUGAGCGAGUCGACCGCACCUAUCCCGACUCACAGAUCCUGUUUCGAGACGCGGCCACCGAUCGAGCCUACACGUACGAGCAGAUCAAGACGCUCGCAGAGGACUUUGGCCGAGGACUCGUCCACCAUUUGAACUGGAAAAAAGGCGACGUGCUCGCCACCGUGGCCGCCAACGCCAUUGAAACCCCCUCCAUCACCUUGGGAGCUCUCCGCGCCGGUGGCAUCGUCUCGCCCGCCAACCCGGGCUACACCAAGGCCGAGUUAGCGUACCAGCUCCAAGACUCUGGCGCCAAAGCCGUCGUCACCAACAGGGUCGCGCUGCAGAAUGUCAAGGAUGCUUGUCGACAGAUCGGGAUCCCGGAACACAACAUCAUCCUGCUGGAAGAAGAUGACCACUCCCACUCCCACCACCACCACCAAGAUCGCCCGGGUCAGGGUCAGGGUCAGGGUCAGAUCAGAAGCUGGAAAUCCCUACUUGUCGCGCAGAGAACCGGGACCGCAGCUGAGCGGCCGGUCGCCAUUUCCCCAAAGACCGAUCUAGCUUUCCUGGUGUACAGUUCCGGGACGACGGGGCGGCCCAAGGGCGUGAAGCUGUCUCAUUACAACAUCACGUCCAAUAUCCUGCAGCUUCAAAUAGGGGAGCAAGAAAAUGUCACUUGGAAUGGCUCCAAAACCUCGCCCGGGAUUCCGGGCGCGAAUGGCCAACCCGACGUAGUGCUUUCGUCUCUGCCUUUCUUCCACAUCUACGGCCUGACCGUGCUCGUGCUCAAUCCCAUCUACACGGGCACGACGUCGAUCGUCAUGUCCAAAUUCUCCAUCGAAACCUUCUGUGAGAUGAUCCAACGCCACAAGGUCACGUAUGCCUACGUCGUGCCGCCCAUCCUGGUGUUGUUGAGCAAGCAUCCGUGCAUCCCCAACUACGACCUGAGCAGCAUCCGCAUGAUGAAUUCGGGCGCCGCGCCCCUCACGGAAGAAUUGGUCAAGGGCCUGUACAAGAGGACGGGCGUGCGGGUCAAGCAGGGCUACGGAAUGAGCGAGACCAGCCCGUCCGCCUUCUUCCAGCGAUGGGAAGACUGGCUGACCACCGCCGGCAGCGCAGGCUGGCUGAUCCCCAACAUGCAAGUGCAGUUUCGCGCCGUCCCGGAAGCCGAGGGCGAGGGCGAGUCGUCGUCGUCGGACGAGGAGGAGGCCAAGGAGCUUCCGGCCGGCGAGACGGGAGAAGUCUAUCUCAAGGGGCCCAACAUCUUUCUCGGCUACCACAACAAUGACGUCGCCACGCGCAGCUGCCUGAGUGCCGACGGCUGGUUCCGGACCGGCGAUGUCGGCCACCUCGACAACCAGGGCAAUUUGUUCAUCACCGACCGCGUCAAAGAGCUGAUCAAAUAUAAAGGCUUCCAAGUCCCGCCCGCCGAGCUCGAAGGCUACUUGAUCGACCAUCCCUCCGUCGGUGAUGUCGCCGUCAUCGGCUUCGACAGCAAGGUGCUGGCCACCGAAUGCCCUCGAGCAUACGUGGUGCUGGCCAAUGGCUCGGCCAAAUCCGCGUCCACGGAACAGAGACGCGCCAUUCUGUCCUGGCUCAAUCAAAGAGUCGCGAACCACAAGAAGCUCAGAGGCGGUUUGGAGUUUGUGGACAGCAUACCCAAAAGUGCCAGCGGGAAGAUCUUGAGGCGGGUACUGAAAGCCCAGGCCAAGGAGAACAGCGAAGCCAUUGAAAAGGAGAUUGAAGAGGACCAGAAGCUGAGAGCGAGGCUGUAG
Messenger RNA from Capronia epimyces CBS 606.96, 1818 nucleotides. RefSeq lists its product as uncharacterized. The record is from RefSeq and is a predicted model, not a curated record. The transcript is spliced from 2 exons. NCBI's taxonomy places the organism in Eukaryota, Fungi, Ascomycota, Eurotiomycetes, Chaetothyriales, Herpotrichiellaceae. Gene Ontology annotation, biological process: secondary metabolic process. The coding region runs from base 1 to 1818 and encodes 605 amino acids. Gene Ontology annotation, molecular function: CoA-ligase activity.